CUUACAGUUCUGCGUGAUUAACUGUUGACAGCAUAUAAACAGUGUUCUGAACAGACACGAAUAUUUUCCUUUAAGCAACAUUUAGGAGACAGUAUAUUUUAACAUGUAAUGAUAGUUAUAUUUUCGGCGUUAUGACUACGCUGAAUGGAUUUACCUUAUAAGGAAUACAUCGUGAUCACGCAGUGGAUGUAAACGUUGCUGCUGUUUACAUGUAACAGAAGGACCGCGUGACAAAAUGAGAGAAGUUUUCAUUCUGCUCAUUGUUGGAGUUAUCAAUAUUCUAAGAGCUGAUAAUUACAAAGAAUGUCAAGCACUGAACUUUAGUCAUGGCUCGGUCGUCUGCGCGUGCAAUUCUACAUAUUGUGACUCGGUUGGACGGGUUCAGUUGCCAGAUCCGGGUCAGUUUUUGUCGUUUGUUAGCAGUAAAGCUGGCAGCAGACUAUUGAAGAGUCAAGGCCAGUUUCAGAAGAGCAGCACAGGAGCAGCUCUCAGGAUUACUCUGAAUCCCAAUCAGAAGUAUCAGCGAAUUAAAGGAUUUGGGGGAGCCAUGACAGACGCAGCAGCUAUGAACAUCCUCUCCCUGUCCCCUGGAGCUCAGGACCAGCUGCUCGCACAGUAUUUCUCUCCAGAUGGUAUAGAGUACAGUGUCGUGAGAGUGCCUAUGGCGAGCUGUGAUUUCUCAACUCGUCUCUACACAUAUGCUGACUCUCCAGGAGACUAUGAGCUACAAAAUUUCACCCUGAGUGAAGAAGACAUUCACAUGAAGAUUCCCCUGCUGCAGCGAGCCCAGGCUCUCUCCGCUCGACCUCUAUCUCUGUUUGCCAGUGCCUGGAGCGCCCCUGCCUGGCUGAAAACCAAUGGUGCACUAAUAGGAAAAGGCUCCCUCAUUGGAAAGCCAGGAGGAAAAGAGCAUAAAACCUGGGCUCAGUACUAUAUCAGAUUUCUUGAGGAAUAUGGAAAGUAUAAUCUUUCAUUCUGGGCAUUGACUUCAGGCAACGAGCCAACCGCUGGUCGAAUGACGAAUUACAGCUUUCAGGCUUUGGGAUUUACUCCGGAGACACAACGCGACUGGAUCGCCCUGGAUCUCGGUCCAGCGCUCCAUUCCUCACCAUUUGCCAAAAUCCGCCUGAUGAUUCUGGAUGAUCAACGACUUCUCCUUCCAUACUGGGCCAAAAUUGUUCUGAGUGACGUACACGCUGCGCGCUAUGUGCAUGGUGUUGGCGUUCACUGGUACUUUGAUCAUAUCGCACCUCCUGACAUCACCCUAGGAACCACACAUCAUCUCUUCCCAGAGUAUUUCCUGUUCGCAACAGAGGCGUGUUCUGGAUGGAAUCCGGCGGAUCGGGGUGUGCGUUUAGGCAGCUGGGACAGAGCAGAGGACUAUGCACAUGACAUCAUACAGGACCUGAAUAACUAUGUAACAGGCUGGACAGACUGGAACUUGGCACUUGAUCAGGGUGGUGGGCCAAACUGGGUGAAGAACUUUGUGGACAGCCCUAUCAUUGUGGACCCGAGUAAAGACAUCUUCUACAAGCAGCCCACCUUCUACAGCAUGGCCCAUUUCAGCAAGUUCCUGUGGGAGGGGUCACAGAGAGUGGGCGUGUCCAUUAGUAAGAGCACUGUCCUGGAACUUUCGAGUUUUAUCAGACCUGAUGGUUCAGCCGUGUUGAUCAUUCUCAACAGGUCGGAAGAGGAGGUACAGUUUGAGGUUUGGGAUCAAACGCUGGGCUUUUUGACAUCAACCGCCCCAUCUCACUCCAUCCUCACUUUGCUUUGGAGCAGACGCUGAAUGCAACCCAAUACUGGGUUAAUUGCUUAUACAUGGACCAUAAAGAGUAACUCUGCCAAAUCAUUUCAGUUGUUCUUUAAAACGCUAACAUUUUAAAUGACUGUAUGAUUACAGCAGGCACUGUUAACAUAUGCUAACAUAUGACACUCAAAUGAUCAAUUGUAGCAAUUAUUGUAAUUUAUGGAUGAAGAUAAUUAUUUAAAUUUUGUUUUAACAAAUUGUUGAUGUUUUAAAAAGUGACGAUAAUUCAUGAGCUACAUUGCACUGACGCUAUGCACAAUUCACCUUGAGCAAUAAAAACAACAAAGAUG
Misgurnus anguillicaudatus (oriental weatherfish) is the source of this 2100-nucleotide messenger RNA. RefSeq names its product glucosylceramidase beta 1 (gene gba1). Gene Ontology annotation, molecular function: glucosylceramidase activity. Gene Ontology annotation, biological process: glucosylceramide catabolic process. Lineage: Eukaryota; Metazoa; Chordata; Actinopteri; Cypriniformes; Cobitidae. The record is from RefSeq and is a predicted model, not a curated record.